Molecule: messenger RNA, 6214 nt
Organism: Euleptes europaea (tarantolino)
Lineage: Eukaryota; Metazoa; Chordata; Lepidosauria; Squamata; Sphaerodactylidae
Gene: CDC42BPA
Product: CDC42 binding protein kinase alpha
Exons: 40
Coding region: 594-6140 (1848 amino acids)
Biological process (GO): actomyosin structure organization; peptidyl-threonine phosphorylation
Cellular component (GO): cytoskeleton; cytoplasm; actomyosin
Molecular function (GO): ATP binding; protein serine/threonine kinase activity
Source: RefSeq, a predicted model, not a curated record
GGAGAAGGUGGUGGUGGAGGUGGCGGUGGAUAUCUUCCAGCACUGUACCUUCCGAAUCCUAUGCAUUUUAUUUUUUGCCCACCCUCUUCAAAUACCUUUUUUUUUGCUGCUCUUUCCUUGGAAGUGAAUUGCUGAUGCAAAUUGAAUGGGGAUUUUACACUUUAAUGAUGCAGCAGGAUUCAUUUCGGGAUUAUGUUGCAUGAUCUGAAUUUUGAAUGAAGGAGGAGACCUUUUAAAAUCUGUCUAUAUAUGAGAGGAGCGUGGGGUUCAAGGGUUGGCUUCCUUUUUUAAUUAAUAUUAUUAUUAUUUAAAUGUAUAAAGUAUAUAUUUUUUGUUCUUUUAAAUGUAUUAAAAGAUAUUUUUAGGGUAAUUAUUUUUCUUUAAUAUUCUGUAUAUAUUAUAUAUGUGUGUGGAAAAACUGACCAAGAUACAGUUUUCGACUGGGGAUUCUGAGAUGGAUUAUACGUUCAAGGCCAUCACUGAAGCACUGACUUUUUAAAAUACUUUUUAGAGACUGAAAUACAUUUUAAAGUUUUAGAUUUUUCAAAUAAUAAUAAAGACAAGAAUCCCUUUAGAAAAAAACUGAAGCAAUCAUGUCUGGAGAAGUGCGCUUGAGACAGCUGGAACAAUUUAUCUUGGAUGGGCCAACUCAGACAAAUGGGCAGUGCUUUAGUGUGGAAACCUUGCUGGAUAUACUCAUCUGCCUUUAUGAUGAAUGUAAUAAUUCACCCUUGCGGAGGGAAAAGAAUAUUCUGGAGUAUCUAGAAUGGGCCAAGCCUUUCACUUUUAAAGUGAAACAGAUGCGACUGCAUAAAGAAGACUUUGAAAUCUUGAAGGUGAUUGGCCGAGGAGCCUUCGGGGAGGUUGCUGUAGUCAAGUUGAAAAAUACAGAUAAGGUAUUUGCCAUGAAAAUACUAAAUAAAUGGGAGAUGCUGAAAAGAGCUGAGACAGCUUGUUUUCGAGAAGAGAGGGAUGUAUUAGUGAAUGGGGAUAACCAGUGGAUUACAACAUUGCACUAUGCCUUCCAGGAUGAAAACUAUUUAUACCUGGUUAUGGAUUACUAUGUUGGUGGUGACCUGCUUACCUUGCUCAGUAAAUUUGAGGACCGGUUACCUGAAGAGAUGGCUCGCUUUUAUUUGGCUGAAAUGGUGAUAGCAAUUGAUUCUGUACAUCAGCUACAUUAUGUCCACAGGGAUAUCAAGCCAGACAACAUCUUAAUGGAUAUGAACGGACAUAUUCGGUUAGCAGAUUUCGGCUCAUGUCUAAAACUGAUGGAAGAUGGAACGGUUCAGUCUUCAGUGGCAGUUGGAACACCAGACUAUAUUUCUCCAGAAAUUCUGCAGGCCAUGGAAGAUGGAAAAGGAAAGUAUGGCCCUGAAUGUGAUUGGUGGUCCCUUGGCGUUUGCAUGUAUGAAAUGCUUUACGGAGAAACUCCCUUUUAUGCGGAGUCCUUAGUGGAGACCUAUGGAAAGAUCAUGAACCAUAAAGAGAGGUUUCAGUUUCCUGUCCAAGUGGCGGAUGUAUCUGAACAUGCAAAAGACCUAAUUCGUAGGCUCAUCUGCAGCAGAGAACACAGACUUGGACAGAAUGGGAUAGAAGAUUUUAAGAACCACCCAUUCUUUGCAGGGAUUGACUGGGAUAACAUUCGAAACUGUGAAGCACCUUACAUCCCUGAAGUUAGCAGUCCAACGGAUACAUCAAACUUUGAUGUGGAUGAUGAUUGUUUAAAGAAUUCUGAGACAAUGCCCCCACCAACACAUACUGCAUUUUCGGGCCAUCAUCUGCCAUUUGUAGGAUUCACAUACACAAGUAACUGUGUCCUUUCGGAUUGCAGUAGUUUAAGAUUUGCUGCUGGGCAACCUGCUGUGGACCUUGAUGCCACCGUUCAAAGGACACUUGAGGAUACCUUAGCCACAGAGGCAUAUGAGAGGCGAAUAAGACGCCUGGAACAGGAAAAACUUGAACUUAGUAGAAAACUUCAAGAGUCUACGCAGACAGUCCAGGCCCUACAUUACUCAACUGUAGACGGUCCUUUAACAGCAAGCAAAGACUUAGAAAUUAAAAGCCUAAAAGAAGACAUUGAAAAGCUGCAAAAACAGGUGACUGAUUCUGGACAACUUGAACAGCAACUUGAAGAGGCCAGUUCUGCAAGACGAGAAUUAGAAGAUGCUGCUCGACAAAUCAAAACAUUUGAGAAGCAAAUCAAAGCACUAAAACAAGAGAAGGAUGAUCUUAAUAAGGAACUGAUUGAGUCUAGCGAAAGGUUAAAGACCCAAACCAAAGAGCUGAAAGAUGCACACAGUCAACGGAAGCUGGCCAUGCAGGAAUUUUCUGAAAUGAAUGAGCGCCUUACUGACUUGCAUUCACAGAAACAGAAACUUACCCGUCAAGUCAGAGAUAAAGAAGAGGAGAUGGAAGUGGUGAUGCAAAAGGUGGAAAGCUUGAGGCAAGAGCUACGCAGAACAGAGAGAAUGAAAAAGGAACUGGAAGUUCAUGCUGAGGCUGCAGCUGCUGAGGCAUCCAAGGACAGGAAAUUGCGUGAACGAAGUGAGCAGUACUCUAAACAGCUGGAAAAUGAGUUAGAAGGACUAAAGCAGAAGCAAAUUGGUCACUCUCCGGGGAUGAGCAGCACAGAACAUCAACAAGAGAUCACCAAAUUAAAGGCUGAUUUGGAAAAGAAGAGUGUUUUUUAUGAGGAGGAGCUAGCCAAAAGAGAACUGAUACAUCGUAAUGAAAUAAAAAACCUGAAGAAAGAACUGCGCGAUGCAGAGAGCCAACAGCUUUCUCUUAAAAAGGAGAUCCUGAUCUUGAAAGACAAGUUAGAAAAGACAAGGAGAGAAAGCCAAAGCGAAAGAGAAGAAUUUGAAACUGAGUUCAAACAGAAAUAUGAACGAGAGAAGAUCCUGCUGACGGAGGAGAACAAAAAGCUUUCCAGUGAGCUUGAUAAGCUUACGGCUAUAUAUGAAAGACUUACUAUGAAUAACCGGCAGUUGGAAGAAGAAAUGAGAGAUCUUGCUGACAAAAAAGAAUCUGUAGCACACUGGGAGGCCCAGAUUACUGAGAUCAUCCAGUGGGUGAGCGAUGAAAAAGAUGCUCGAGGCUAUCUUCAAGCCUUAGCCUCCAAAAUGACAGAAGAACUAGAGGCCCUGAGGAAUUCCAGUUUAGGUGCAAGAGCAACAGACAUGCCCUGGAAGAUGCGCCGCUUUGCAAAACUAGAUAUGUCUGCGAGGUUAGAACUACAGUCAGCCUUGGAUGCAGAAAUACGAGCCAAACAAGCAAUUCAGGAGGAGCUGAAUAAAGUCAAAGCUUGCAAUAUUGCAACAGAAUGUAAACUACAGGAGUCUGACAAGAAGAACUCUGAGCUGUUGGCAGAAAUAGAGAAACUGAAAAAAGAGACAGAAGAACUGAGAUCUGAAAAGGGUGUAAAGCACCAAGACUCACAGAAUUCUUUCUUGGCAUUUUUGAAUGCUCCUACCUCUGCUCUGGAUCAAUUUGAAGAUUCCCUUUCUUCUUCAUCAUCCUCAUUGAUUGAUUUUAUGGAUGACCGCUCUCCUUCCUGUAUUCCAGCUCACAAAGGCAGACGUAUUGAUUCUGUUGAAAAUUUUACCUUAUCUAAUACGCCUUCACGGGAUGAAGAUAUCAAGUGUCACCUUCAUUCAAGAUCUAGGUCCCCUUCCACAGCUAGUGACAUUGAACCAAUUGAGGUUUCAGAUCAUCCUUUGCGUCCAGUUCACACACCAACCAUGAGAUCACCAUAUAUUGGUUCAGGACUCUCUGUGCCAAAGCCUAAGGCCCAUCAGUUUGUAGUGAAAUCCUUUAAUACCCCUACAAAAUGUAAUCAGUGCACAUCUUUGCUGGUUGGCUUAAUAAGGCAGGGCUGUACUUGCGAAGUAUGUGGAUUUUCAUGCCAUGUGACCUGUGCAGAUAAGGCACCAGCAGUUUGUCCUAUCCCACCUGAACAGACAAAGGGUCCUUUGGGGAUUGACCCACAGAAAGGCAUAGGAACUGCUUAUGAAGGGCAUGUCCGAGUCCCUAAACCAGCUGGAGUGAAGAAAGGGUGGCAGAGAGCACUGGCUGUUGUUUGUGACUUCAAGCUCUUCCUUUAUGAUAUUGCAGAGGGAAAAGCAUCCCAGCCCAGUGUGGUAGUCAGUCAGGUGCUUGAUAUGAGGGAUGAAGAAUUCUCAGUGAGUUCAGUCUUGGCUUCUGAUGUCAUCCAUGCAAAUAGAAAAGAUAUUCCCUGUAUCUUUAGAGUGACAGCUUCCCAGCUAUCGGCAUCCAGUAACAAGUGUUCAAUCCUGAUCCUGGCGGAUAGUGAGAAUGAAAAGAGCAAAUGGGUAGGAGUCCUGAAUGAGUUACACAGGAUUUUAAAGAAGAACAAGCUCAAGGAUCGUUCAGUCUAUGUUCCCAAAGAGGCCUACGACAGCACCUUGCCCCUCAUUAAAACGACACAGGCAGCAGCAAUCAUAGAUCAUGAAAGAAUAGCUCUGGGAAAUGAAGAAGGAUUAUUUGUUGUACAUGUCACCAAGGAUGAGAUAAUUCGCGUCGGUGACAAUAAAAAAGUUCAUCAGAUUGAGCUCAUCCCCAAUGAACAGCUUAUAGCCGUGAUCUCAGGACGAAACCGCCACGUACGGCUAUUCCCUAUGACAGCUCUGGACGGACGAGAGACUGAGUUUUAUAAACUGGCAGAGACUAAAGGUUGUCAGACUAUAGUUUCAGGACAAGUGCGCCAUGGAGCCCUUACUUGCUUGUGCGUGGCGAUGAAAAGACAAGUCCUCUGUUACGAACUAAAUCACAGCAAGACACGUCACAAAAAGAUUAAAGAGAUCCAAGUGGCUGGGAACGUCCAGUGGAUGGCAAUCUUUAGUGAGCAGCUCUGUGUGGGCUACCAGUCAGGAUUCUUAAAAUACCCUUUGCAUGGAGAAGGAAACCCACACAGCUUGCUUCACCCCGAUGAUCACACAUUGUCGUUCAUUGCACAACAGCCGUCUGAUGCCAUCUGUGCAGUGGAGAUCUCAAAUAAGGAAUACCUGCUGUGUUUUAGCAGCGUGGGGGUUUAUGUGGACUGCCAGGGCCGAAGGUCUAGGCAACAGGAACUAAUGUGGCCUGCGACUCCUUCUUCUGCCUGUUACAAUGCCCCAUACCUCUCAGUAUACAGUGAAAAUGCGGUUGAUAUAUUUGAUGUGAAUUCCAUGGAGUGGAUUCAGACUAUCCCCCUCAAGAAGGUACGCCCUUUAAACACAGAAGGAUCACUAAACCUCCUGGGACUAGAAACAGUUCGAUUAAUAUAUUUCAAAAACAAGAUGGCAGAGGGUGAUGAGCUGGUAGUUCCGGAGACUUCAGACAACAGUAGGAAGCAAAUGGUCCGAAAUAUCAACAAUAAGCGGCGUUACUCCUUCAGAGUGCCCGAGGAGGAGAGAAUGCAGCAGAGGAGGGAGAUGCUCCGAGAUCCAGAAAUGAGAAAUAAAUUAAUUUCUAAUCCAACCAACUUCAACCACAUAGCGCACAUGGGCCCAGGAGAUGGUAUACAGAUCCUCAAAGACCUGCCGAUGCUAAGGUCCCCUUGUCCAUCCCCUCUUCAUCAAUCCUGUCUCAUCUCUUCUCCAAGCAACUUCGAGCACAUCUAUCACAUGACUGUUAAUUCUGCUGAAAAUUUCCUCUCCCAUGAUUCCGUAAACCCUGCAUAUCCCCCACCUCUACGCUCUGUCCCUCGUACACCAGUUAUGAAUCUAAGGAACCUUCGACCCCAGGAAAGUCGGACCAUGUUUAGUGGCUCUGUCAGUAUCCCAUCGAUUACAAAAUCUCGGACUGAGCCAGGACGUUCCAUGAGUGCUAGCAGUGGCUUGGCAGCAAGAUCGUCUGCACAAAAUGGCAGCGCUUUGCGGAGGGAAUUCUCAGGAGGUAGCUAUGGAGCCAAACGUCAGCCGAUGGCGUCCCCUUCAGAUGGCUCCCUGUCCUCUGGUGGUUUGGAUCAGGGCAGUGAUGCACCAGUGAGGGACUAUGAACGAGAGGACUCUGACUCUCCAAGACAUUCAACGGCAUCUAACAGCUCCAACCUGAGCAGCCCUCCCAGCCCCAUCUCUCCUCACAAGACUAAGAGCCUCUCCCUGGAGAGCUCCGACCACGUGAGUUGGGACACAUGAACUGCUCCAGCGUUCAGAUUUGACACCUCAGCAGCUUGUUGUCCUCCAUGACUCUCCGUUUGUUCUCACUGACU